AUGUCUCUUUUCAACUUUUGCGAAUGGUACACGAACGAUUUUCCAACUGCCAGUUGUAUGGUUGUUGAAAAUCUAGUUGCAAAUCGGGAUCAAAUAAUCGUUGGCGCAGAAGAUGGAACAGUUAGUAUUAUAGAUCCGGGAGCCACUGAAAAAUCUGAAGAAUCUUUAUUAUUACAAAAGUCCACUGACAAGUGUGCAAUACAGAUUUUGAUUGGAGAAUUUCUGUCGAUUCCCGGAAAGACUAUUGCCAUAUUGAGUACAAACACGUUGACAUACUAUAGAUUCAAAUAUGAUUCAAAUGAUCUGGCUCUCACAGAGUUACAAGAAAUGUUCAGCCACCCGUUGGCUGAGCCAGCCUAUAAUAUGUGCUUGGUAGUUAACAACCAGUCAGGAACUUCACAAAUCCUUGUCCAGAGUGUAUCAUGUGGCUUAACUCUCUUUCAAGGUGAUCAAUGUAUUUUCUCUCGAAGUCCCUUACCCGCAUUACAUCCCGGUCCAAUAGCUUAUAACAUUCCAUCAGCAUCUGUGCUCAUAGCAUCAGGAGCUCGCUUACAUUCUGCAAAAUUCAGUUUGAUAGCUAGUUUGAGUAACAGUGGAAAAAAAGUGACAUUUGAUUGGAUCUGUAAUCUGGGUGAUGUUGCCUUGCAACUGGCUAUGGACGAUGGCCCUCCGGUGCAACCGUCGGUUCUCGUAUUAUGUAGAAGAAGUGUUUUCUGUUUCACUACGGGUGGAAAUCUCAGGUGGCAGAUUCGCUUGGACUGUGUCGCAACAACUUUCUUCGUUUACCGUUCUGGAUUAACAAUCCCUUCUACUCGUUUUGGAGUGAUAGUCAACACCAACACUUUGCUCAUCUAUGCAGACAAUGUCCUUUUAUGGAAUUGUCAGACAAACUUCCUGCCCAUAGCUGUCGGUAUAGGAUCGUUCAGUGCUACGCAUCAGUAUCUCCUUUCCUUUUUGUCAUUCGAAGGGCGUGUGUGUAUAGGAUACCUGGGAACUGAACCGAGCUUGUACCGUGUGGUAGAUAUGGAUAAUCAAAUAAUAGACUAUGGCGUGAAACUACAAGAAAUUAAAGCACUCGAAGAGAACAUUAAAGACUCGGCUGGCCCAAUGCCAUUAACUACAACUACAAGUAAUCUUCAAAUGACAUUCAAGAUUGGUGAUAUUGAUAAAUCCGGCAUUGGAUCCAGAUCAGAUGCUCCGAGUUGUACAGUAACCGUACAGUACGGAGGUGUAGGAACAACAGAAAGAGUUUUUCUAAACGUGCGAUCAUCGUUUUCUCAUCAAAUCAUGAAACAUUCAAACAAAGAAACCAUAAUAGAGUUUACUGUAGAUUCAAAUAGUGCUUGGCCUCCUAGUACUAAUGUACAACUUGUAGCUGUAACUGCUGACAGCCAAGCCACUUGUGUUGCAACAAUAACACUACCCAUUCGUUUGCUAUUUUUCGAAACAUCUCCUGAACGGAAUGCUAAAUAUAAAAUAACACUCGAUACGGACCGGCCAGCUGCUUCAUUGGUCAGUGUGUUUCCAGAGUUCGAGACGGAAAAUCCCUCUUCAAUCGCCCUUUUCCUCUACGGUUCAAAUUCAACUGUCUCCAUAUACAGUGGAAACAAAUCGAAUCGAUAUCGUAUACAAACUGAUGAUGCAUCCCUUCUAUAUGUUAUUAUUCAUGAAAUGACUGUUCGACUAAAAAAACUGGAAAAUGACAUUAAUAUACAUGGAAACGUUCCGUUAGAAAUAGUAACUCCCAUCUUAGAUAGCCAUCUACAGCUUGAGGAUCGGUCACAGAGUCUGAAGGAUGAAAUCACACGGAUAUCUCGUGAAGUUCGUGAAAUUGAGAUUGUCAUUGUCAAUAAGUUGAGAAACACGAAAACGGAAAAUCUGGUACCACUAGAUAUGCUUAUGGAGAAAGCACACGAUCAGCUCAUAAAAGCUGUUGAUCAGCAACGAACGACUAGACAAAGCCUAAUUGAUUCUAAUAAGACAUUGAUGUCGUUUUUUCACGUCAUAGCGCUGCUCAUGUCUAAUCCGGAUGCUGAGACUACCAUAAACGGUUAUUUCUAUUGUGAUACCAAUCAGUCAUUAAAAGAUCGUUUGGCUUGGGCAGCUGGCUUCUCAGGUGAUCCUUUACGGAUGCUUGGAGCAUUGUGUAGACAAGCUACGAAAACGCUCACUCACAUUGUUGAAGAAGAAGGGGAAGAAGAGGGCUUCGACGAAACAUCUGAGAAUUCGUAG
Auanema sp. JU1783 is the source of this 2232-nucleotide messenger RNA. The record is from the annotation of a GenBank genome assembly. NCBI's taxonomy places the organism in Eukaryota, Metazoa, Nematoda, Chromadorea, Rhabditida, Rhabditidae.